Molecule: messenger RNA, 776 nt
Organism: Rhineura floridana
Lineage: Eukaryota; Metazoa; Chordata; Lepidosauria; Squamata; Rhineuridae
Product: thyroid transcription factor 1-like
Exons: 3
Coding region: 12-776 (254 amino acids)
Biological process (GO): regulation of transcription by RNA polymerase II; cell differentiation
Cellular component (GO): nucleus
Molecular function (GO): DNA-binding transcription factor activity, RNA polymerase II-specific; RNA polymerase II cis-regulatory region sequence-specific DNA binding
Source: RefSeq, a predicted model, not a curated record
AUCACAGCCCCAUGGAAGACCUCAAAGGGUUUGCUGUGGAACCACUAGAAGAUUUUGCCCAGUUUAUGCCAAGUGCCCAGCACCAGCCUACCUUGGGGAGCUCCAGAUUCUCCAUCACCCACUGCCUCUCUCCAAGCACCAUGCUGGGGUGCUACCCCGGAACAUUCCCCAACUCCGCAGACCUGCCCGCUUACCCUCAAGAGAAUUUCAGGACUGGGGUAGCCCACGGAGAGUGGUACACUACGGGCACUCCAGAUGGGCCCUACCCUUCAAUCUCCAGGUAUGUGGGGGCAUCGGGGUUCAACGUGCCUGGAGGCGACUGCCUGGGCUACAUUGGAGAGAUGAUCAAAUCACCACCAUUCCUCACCGGGAACCCCACCAAACGGAAGCGUCGCGUGCUGUUUUCCCAGGCCCAGGUCCAUGAGUUGGAGAAGAGGUUCGAGCUGCAGAAAUACCUCACCGCCCCGGAGCGUGAACACUUGGCUGCCAUCACCUGCCUCACCCCAAAUCAGGUGAAGAUCUGGUUCCAGAACCACCGCUACAAGAUGAAGAAGCAAACCAAGCAACAGGACUGCAAGGCCGACCCGGGGCAGGAAGCUCACCAAGGUUGUGACACCAUUGCGGCUUCUCACCAAGGCAGCUACGGUUUUGCCGGGUCUCCGAUAGAGGAGAACCUGGCCAGUCAGAGCUUAUCCUCCAGCCCUAGCUCCAGCGCUGACUCUCAGCCUGGCAUAAAAGUUGCUGAAAGCAGUCUUGCAUUUGGAAAGCCGUGGUAG